UAACAUAUAUCAUAUACAUCGUAUGAGUUUAUCACACUUGGAUUCUGGCAAGCCCAUAAUUCUUUGAAAUUAUUCGUUUUGCGAAGUUUGACACAAGGCGUGGUUAAGGCUGCGCAUCGUACCAUCCCCUGCACAUAGCGGUAUUGCAGAAUGCCUACACCAAACUCUGACCACCUGAACUCUGACCGCCAAGCAAGCAAGUCGUGUACAACAUACAGAGGAACAAAUCAUGAAAUACUCGAGUGAUACACUAUUAAUUAUUAAACAGAGUGUUUUGUACACAUCUGUCGACGGUCGAUAGUUGACCGCGAUAGGCGAGCUAGUAUUAGAUCUAGUAUUCAAUGUAUAUCGAUAGAAGGUGAAUUUCCAGCCACGAAUGAACGGGCAUAUUUUCGGCUACCACGAGGUGCCGCCAUAAUUUUAGGCUUCACUUUUACUGUCGAGAGGUUAAAACAUGAGGACAUACUGCGAAUAAAACAGCAGCAGCAGCCAGCAACCAGUGCCGGCAGCCAGCAAGUUGCGACAGCUUAGACUGCUAGAGCGGUUUUAAUUGGUGCUGUUAAAGGCAACUCCGCGGGACCAUCGACAUGAUGUUUUAUUCGCAGUCCUAGGCAAGGAACUGCAAGGGCAAUUUGCGCUGGCAGCGUCGAUUAGCUGGAACUUCUAGGGAAUAGAAGGAUGCAACAUUCCCCCAGAAGAGGUAACCGAAUAGUGGAGGGGCAAGCCACCCCCACAACAACGAGUGCGUCUUCGCAACCUGGAAGUAGUAGUAGUGCAGGAAACAGGCCGCCGAAGUCGAAAGUAAUAGUUACGUCGGCGCCGCUGAUUCCUAGCCAAGCCACCCAGCCUCGCCCAUCGAUACCGUAAUACCUAACGGGGUCGGUGCGAGCAGUGCGGCGUCACCGCUGACGCCAUCUUGGAGUGGUCCGUUAUUGUCUGUAAGCAACGGUGUUCCACCUAACGGGGUCGAAGUGAGCAGUACAGCAUGCUCGCAGCCGCCAUCUUAUAGCGGACCACCGCUGCUUGCGAGCAGCAGCUAUUUUACGCCAUUUUGCACAACUAGCACAGCGCAGACAGCGCAUGGAGUCGUGCCGCCGGCUGAAGGCAAUUACAACGACACGACGCCGCUAGCUGGAUCCUACGCCUGGACGACACCAAAUGGAAGCAGUGGAAACUAUAUGCCCCGCAAGCCUCCCGAUCUGCCAGUAUAUGGAGGUCAGCCUGAGGAUUGGCCGAUCUUGCUUUGUGCAUAUACUGAGACAACGCAAGCGUACAACUGUACAGACCUGGAGAACAACCAACGCUUGUUGAAGGCACUGAAGGAUAAAGACCGCGAGACCGUCAAGUCUCUCCUAAUUCAUCCAAGCAACGUGAGCACUGUCGUGGAGCAGCUGCGUUUCAGAUAUGGCCGACCGGAGCAGCUUAUACACAGCCAGCUGAGUGGAAUACGAGAGGUGCCCAAUAUUUCGGAGCACAAUCUGGCAAGGAUUAUUCCCUUUGCAACACGUGUGAGUAAUCUCACUGCCUUCUUGCAGUCAGCGAGGGCAGAUCAGCAUUUGGGGAACGCAACACUUUUGGAAGAACUUGUGGCCAAACUCCCUACAAGCAAGCGAAUGGAGUGGGAAAGGCAUGCUGCACCGAGGUGAGCAACAAAACAGCCGUCUCAGAGGUUGUCCAAUCUGUGGAGGGCAACAUGCAGUUAAAGGCUGCAGAGACUUCAAUGGAGCUUCUCCACCAGACAGGUGGAGGUACGUGAGGAGGCAUAUACUAUGCUUUUCAUGCCUACGAAGUGGUCACAUGACUAGAUCCUGCAAUUCGCAUGGUGAGUGUCAAGUGAAUGGAUGCAGAAAGAGGCAUCACCGUCUGCUACAUGGUGAGGACAACGAACGUAGAAGGUCGCCGCAACGAGGCUGUGAGAAAGGCGACAGCCAGCGAAACCAGCAGACAGCAGUUUCUAGACGUAGCCUGGACAGAGGGGCUCCGCAGGCGGAUGCACCCGCACAGAGGAUAUUAAAUUGUGUCGACGCAGCAAGAGGCCGCCUACUGUUUCGUAUACUGCCAGUAACGCUGUACGGAGCAAGCCGAGUGGUGAACACAUACGCACUUUUGGAUGAAGGAUUAUCUGUUACGAUGGUCGACGAUUCCCUCAGAAAGGAUCUGGGCGUGCAAGGUGAGCGUCGGCAUCUGAAUAUUCAGUGGUUUGGAGGUAGAUCCUCCAGGGAGCUUACCAGCUUGGUAAGCCUGCAAGUCAGUGGAGCAGGCAAGCCAAUUCGCCAUGCGUUGCGAAACGUGUAUUCCGUUUCGAAUCUGAGCCUGCCGAUGCAGACUCUAUGCCGACGAGAUGUUCAAGGUGUGGAUAAGGAUGCCAGCCUACCAAUGAGGCCCUACAGCAGCGCAGUGCCGAAGAUACUCAUUGGACUGGAUCACGGACAUCUAGGAUUUCCACUUAGAUCGAGACGGAUUGCCAGACAGGGACCGUAUGCGGCUGCAUCCGAGCGGGGCUGGGUUGUCUUUGGGCCGGUAAGUGGGAAAUCAAACAUGCCUUCACCACGGUCUUGCCUCCUAGCUGUGUCACUGGAGGACACUAUUCAGAGGAUGGUGGAAGACUAUUUCGAUGUCGAGAACUUCAGCGUGAAGCCCGCGGCACCAGUUGCAGGCAGCGACGACGAGUGGGCGCAGAAGAUACUCGAAGAUACUACGGUGAGAGUGGGCCAACGUUACCAGACAAGACUACUAUGGAAGAAUGACCACAUUGUGCUGCCACGGAGCUAUGAUAUGGCGUACAAGCGGUCGGUCAACGUCGAGAAGAAGAUGAAGGCCAACGGGUCGUUCGCGCAGGAAUACACCAUACACCAAUACUUUGGAGCCGGGUAAGGUUCGGCUGGUUUUUGACGCUGCAGCCAGAG
Molecule: messenger RNA, 2906 nt
Organism: Drosophila pseudoobscura
Lineage: Eukaryota; Metazoa; Arthropoda; Insecta; Diptera; Drosophilidae
Exons: 2
Coding region: 1630-2874 (414 amino acids)
Molecular function (GO): nucleic acid binding; zinc ion binding
Source: RefSeq, a predicted model, not a curated record